This is a messenger RNA of Nicotiana attenuata, 1314 nucleotides long. RefSeq lists its product as uncharacterized. Lineage: Eukaryota; Viridiplantae; Streptophyta; Magnoliopsida; Solanales; Solanaceae. The coding region runs from base 1 to 1314 and encodes 437 amino acids. The transcript is spliced from 4 exons. The record is from RefSeq and is a predicted model, not a curated record. Gene Ontology annotation, molecular function: nucleic acid binding; zinc ion binding.
AUGGUUUUAUCUUGGCUCCUCAACUCCCUAUCCAAAGAGAUUGCAGACAGUGUUAUCUGCUCCAGGACAGCCAAAGAUCUGUGGACUGAUUUGGAAGAUCGCUUUGGGCAGUCCAAUGGAGCAAACUUGUAUCACUUGCAAAAGGAGCUCAAUGACUUAGUACAGGGGUCUAAUGACUUGGCAGGAUAUUUCACAAAGGUGAAAAGGCUUUGGGAUGAACUAGAUACUCUCAAUGCAAAUAUAAGUUGUGGAUAUGACUGUACAUGUGGAGGUAAGGCCAAAGUAUCUAAGUCAUUUCAAGAUGAAAUACUCAUUCAAUUUCUUAUCGGAUUGAAUGAUUCUUAUGCUGAUGUUAGAGGAAACAUUCUAAUGAUUUCACCUCUACCUAGUGUUAAUCAUGCUUAUUCACUGUUGAUUCAAGAUGAAAAACAAAGGGAAAUCUAUGUUAACAAUCAAUUCCCUGGUGAUUCAUCUUCUUUUAUGGCUGUUAAUCAGUUUAGUGGUUCUCAGAAAUUUGGAAACUCUGAUUCUAGAGGUGGAAAAGGCAGGGGAGAUUACAAGAAAAACAAUCAGAUUUGUUCCUACUGUAAGAAAUCUGGACAUACUGUGGAUAAGUGCUACAGGAUUAUAGGUUUUCCUGCUGAUUUUAAGUUCACAAAGUCUAAGAAAUUUCAAGGAAGAUCCCUGGCUAAUGCAGCCAUAAAUGAUGGAGGAUCAGUUCAUGGUUUUAACACGGAUUCUGGAAUGAAUGUCCAGCACCAGUUAUCACAAGACCAAUUCACUCAACUCAUUCAGUUACUUCAAGAUGUGAAAAGAGGACAACAUGGUUCUUCUUCCGAGGCUGUUGCUAAUUCUGCUGCCUGUUCUGACUCAGGUGCUAAUGAACAUAUGGCUUUUGACAUCACUAUUUUUUCUGAGAUCAUCCCUCUUCCUAUACCCUUAAUAGUAAAUCUACCUAAUUCACAAAAGGUAAAGGCCCCUUCACUGAAGAGGCCUCUGGUUCUUGGUGAUUUGCAGAGUGGUCUUUAUCUACUUCAGCCUUCUAGAGAUUUGUCUACUGUUCUUCAUAUGCCUUUUAUUACCUUUAGUGAGCCUGUUGUCUCUAAUCCCACAGCUGACAAUUCUGCACCAGCAGAAACUCUCAUCUUUACUCCAUUUCUCAAUUCUCCUACUUCCCCUGCCUCUAUCCAAUCCCCUAUCUUGCCCGUUUCUACUCCACCACCUCUUUCUUCUAUAUCUUCUUCUAGAUCACACACUCAUUAUAUUUCUCCUAUUUCUCUUCCUUCUCCUCAUACACCUCAGUUGAGGAGAUAA